This is a messenger RNA of Bactrocera dorsalis (oriental fruit fly), 2439 nucleotides long. RefSeq lists its product as uncharacterized. Bases 507 to 1244 code for a protein of 245 amino acids. The record is from RefSeq and is a predicted model, not a curated record. Lineage: Eukaryota; Metazoa; Arthropoda; Insecta; Diptera; Tephritidae. The transcript is spliced from 5 exons.
GCCAAGCAGCUGUUGGACAAGAACUGGCUCCAAAUCACAGGCGAACGCUUAAGAAAUCGUAAAAGAUAUUUUAACCGUCAGUCUAAGGUGAGCGCUCGACUAGUUCGGUUCGUGUAUUGUAAAGCAAACGCUCGUUAUUGCCAUUCGCUGAUCGCUGCUGUCGUUCCUUACGCGUUUCAAACGGAAUUCCGCUUAAAAUUUUUACCAUUAACCCAAACCUUGGCUCAAAAGAGAAACGUUACAUGCAUAAAAAUAAACAUAUAAUUAAGAAUUCCAAAAAGUCACACACAUGCACACGUACAUAUGAUUAUAGUGAUCGAUAAGUGAAAAGUGAAUUGAGAUUUCUUUUUAUGUAAAUGUGCACAUUUUUUGAAUUGUUUAUAUUUAUAACAUAAAGGCAAUUUGAGAAAAGCAUUCGUGGAGAGCUGCCCCUUCGGUUGUGACUUUGUGUUCUGUCUUCUUGGAAAUAACUAUCUGCUGUACAACAAAUACGCGCAUUACCCAAAAUGGCAUACCGGUGCUUUUGGAGAAGCAUAACCAAUAUGAAGUUGGCUAUCGUUGUAAUUGCUUUAAGUAUGCACGUUGCAAGUGCGGCACUUUGGUCGAAUUACGAUACUGAAAAGGCGGAGAAAUGUAGUGGCGGUGCGGGGUUGAAAUAUUUGUCCGGCGAUGCGCUAAUUGAUUCUCCCAAUUGUAUGGGGCCGAACAACUCGCCCUAUCCAAGUGCGGCUGUGGCACGAACCUUCUCGAAUUGGAACGGUAACUCCAGGCGUGGGCGUCAAAGUAAAUUCCCCUCAACGCUAGAUCCGGCGAUAACAACGAGUGCUCUACUACGUGCCUAUGACGAAGUCAAUAAUGAUCUUCCUACCAGCAAUCGUUUUGGUCGCUCUUUGGGAAGUGCACCUGUCAGUCAAUGCAGAGAAACACCAUCUCGUCUGUGCAAAACACGCUACAAUACGACGGCGCCAAUGUAUGGAGUCAGUUUGACAUCUGGACAGCCGGUUACCAUUGUUCAAAAGUUCCCUGAUCUGUUACAACAAGUCGUAUUCGAAGUUUGCGAAUCGGGUGAAUGUGACGUUGUACGUGGUGAAUGCACUCAGACAUAUGUGCCGUAUCUGUUUCUUGUAAUUCCGUUGGGUCCAGUCACACUGACUGGUCAGGACUACGUAUUGGUUGAGAGCGGGUGUGUAUGCAAACCCAAAUAUUCUACGGGGGCCGCACAGGAGCCAAAUAUGAUACCUUAGUUUAUUUUCGGAACCAAAUAAAAGUUUAAUUUGUUAACAUCUGAUAUACUGCUACACAACUACAUACAAAGUAAACUGUUUAAAAUGGACAUUUGUACGCACAAAUGAUGUAACUUUUCGCUGUAUUAUAUUUGCUACGAAUGCCCAUUUUUACUCUAAAUAGGAUCGAUUCAACAAGUUUUCUCUGUUGAAUUUACAGUUAUUAAUAUACACACAUAUUUAGUUGUAACAUAUUUAUUAUUAUAAAUAUACAUAUUUAUGAAUUCAUAUUGAGAUAAAUAUGAGUAAAUAUAUUUCUCUAGAAUAGUUGUAUGUUGAUUUCAAAUAAUUUAAUUGAACAGCAAAUUACUUGAAUAUUAAGGUUAAAAGGGCUUAAAUGAAUAUUUGCAAUAUUAUUCUUCAUAUACAAAAUUUUAAACAAAAUUUAGCAUAUUUAUUAUAACGAUAAAAAUCAUAAAUUAUGUAAGUGGUUAAAGAAAACAUGAAUUUCGCCAUGCUAAUAACGAAUGCAAUACGAUUAUUUCUCGAUAUUCAGGGUUUUCUUUCAAAAUAGUUUUUUUAAAUAUCGUAUUUUCAUAUAUAGUAUUCUCGUAUCUGUCUAUUUGCCAGGAUAUUUUGGUUCAAAACAAUGUAUUUCAAAUAAUUCUUUAUACAGUAUAAGAAAAAAACAUACAGACAUAUGUAUGUAUAAUAAGAGUACAUAUAUACAAACUAAAAUAAAUACGAUAUUUUAAUCGCAUAGAUUUGUUAUUAGGGGUUUCGUUAUAAGUCAAGUGUAUGUACGCCUUUCCGUAACAGUAUAUCAGAAAUAAUUAAAUAUACGAACAAAAGCUUAAGUUUAAGAUUGCCUAUUUAUUGUUUGCUUAAAAGUUUUCUCUAUUAAAUUAUAUUUAAUAUGUUUUAUGCUAAUGACAUAUAUACAAAUAAAUACAAAUAUCUAUCCUAAAUGAAAAUAAUAUGUUAUAUAUUAAGCUAGCGUUAAUAUUCUUGUAUGUACACUCGUACCAAACGCACUCGCAAGUGCGGAUUUGUUUUUUGCAAAUGAAAUAAAAAACUAUGAAUGUAUGUAGUAUAAGAAUUAAGGAGGAAAACUAAAUUUUGCAUUUACGUAUGUAUGUACAUAUGUAUUUAUGUAUCUGGAACAUUUGUAACAAAUAAAUGAUUUUAAUAAACCAUAAUAUCAACAAACGUUAGU